AUGUUGCCUACCACAACCGAGAAGUUUGAUAAGAAAUUAUUACUUCUCGUGAAAGAAAACCCGGUCCUGUAUAAUACGAAUCAUGCCAGAUAUAUGGAUUGCAAUGCGAGGGAAGUUGCAUGGCAAAAAAUUGGGGACGAAUUGAAGCGGCCCGCUGCUGAUUGCAAAAUUCGUUGGAUAAACAUUAGAGACGUGUAUCGGAGAAUCUUGCGGCAGCUAGCAACUAAUACUGGUCUUCGAAAAAAACAGUAUAAAUAUGAAAACGAGAUAUCAUUUUUGAAACCCUUCUUUAAAGACAUUACAUCUUUCUAUAAAUACGAGUCAGACCAAGGCAGCGACCCAGUGAUUAAUGAAGAAGAUAGUAAUGACGGUUGUGAUGAACCUAUUCAGCCAAUAGUAGAGAGGAAAGUAAGAAAGAAAAGAAGAAGGGAAGUGCCAUGCCAAGAUAGCGAUGACCAGGAGGACGAGAAUCCGACUAUUCUUACAGAUACAUCAAUGCCAACUGAACUUGACGCAUCGGAUCCCGUUGAUGCAUUUCUGCUUAGCAUUGGUACAACGCUUAAGACAUUUUCCCCUUAUCAUUUAAAUGUUGCUAAAAGUAAAAUAUUUUCUAUAGUACAAGAACACGAACUUCAACAAAUUGUUCAAAAGGAACGGUCUGGCACAUCUCAUGAGAAUAAAAGGAUAUCCCCUUCAGAUAAUGAUAUCAAUUUUAUGGAAUAG
Molecule: messenger RNA, 723 nt
Organism: Pieris macdunnoughi
Lineage: Eukaryota; Metazoa; Arthropoda; Insecta; Lepidoptera; Pieridae
Source: the annotation of a GenBank genome assembly